UCCAUUAUAUAAAAUCCCAACCAUCUCUCCCUUUUCUGCUCAUCCUACUUUCAUUCGAUCAAUAUCAUGGCCAACAAAGAGAUGGAAGUUGUUAAGGGCGUCGAUCUACAAAGAUACAUGGGCAGAUGGUACGAAAUAGCUUCAUUCCCAUCCAGGUUUCAGCCUAAAGAUGGGAUCAACACAAGGGCAACAUACAAAUUGAACGAAGAUGGCACCAUCAAUGUGUUGAAUGAGACUUGGAGUGGUGGCAAGAGAGGAUACAUCGAAGGAACUGCUUAUAAGGCUGAUCCCAAGAGUGAUGAGGCCAAAUUGAAGGUCAAAUUCUACGUUCCACCCUUUCUCCCCAUCAUACCUGUUACUGGUGAUUACUGGGUUUUGUAUCUUGAUGAUGAUUAUCGGUAUGCUUUAAUCGGUCAGCCUUCCAGGAGAUAUCUCUGGAUACUGAGCAGGCAAAACCAUCUUGAUGAGGAGAUAUACAAUCAGCUGUUGGAGAAGGCGAAGGAAGAAGGGUAUGAUGUGAGCAAACUGAAGAAGACGACACAAACGGACCCAGCGCCGGAGACUGACGAUGCACCGGCCGACUCGAAAGGGGUGUGGUGGUGGAAAUCAAUGUUCGGCAAAUAAACAAGAAGCAUUAUUGAAUUUGAUGUUGGUGAGCAAGUAUUAGUGAUAGCAAGUCGUUUGUUUAUUGAAUUUGAUGUUGCAUAGCGUGAAAGAAUGUGGUUGUACAUGUAUUUUACGGUGGUCGUUAUUAAUAUAGACAACUAGUGUUUGGAACGGAA
Cynara cardunculus var. scolymus (artichoke) is the source of this 782-nucleotide messenger RNA. Its product is annotated as temperature-induced lipocalin-1-like. Bases 67 to 624 code for a protein of 185 amino acids. The transcript has 2 exons. The record is from RefSeq and is a predicted model, not a curated record. NCBI's taxonomy places the organism in Eukaryota, Viridiplantae, Streptophyta, Magnoliopsida, Asterales, Asteraceae.